Molecule: messenger RNA, 741 nt
Organism: Orbilia oligospora ATCC 24927
Lineage: Eukaryota; Fungi; Ascomycota; Orbiliomycetes; Orbiliales; Orbiliaceae
Exons: 3
Coding region: 1-741 (246 amino acids)
Source: RefSeq, a predicted model, not a curated record
AUGGCCGAAAAAUCUCACUGCCUAUACUGCUUUGACGUCCUCGCUUCAUCGUACUCUAAGAAAAGGCCUCUCACACUCUCUGAAGUGGAAACAGCCUACCAUGACCUCGAAACACAUAACUCAUCACUCCCAAAUGGUAACAGCAAUAGCAGUAGCACAAAUGGAGUGGUAACUAACGGUGUCUCCAUCAACGGACACGUCUCAUCUACAAAUGGAGUAUCACAUCCGGAACGGCCGUUAUUCGUUACGUGGAAUGUGGUAAGGUCUAGAGGGAAACAGCUGCGGGGUUGUAUUGGGACUUUUGAGCCGCAGAAGUUGGAUGAGGGGCUGGCUUCGUAUGCUCUGACCUCAGCAUUUGACGAUACCAGGUUUAACCCGAUAGACGCGAAGGAACUAUCGUCAUUGGAAUGCGGCGUCUCGAUCCUAACCGAUUUCGAACCAGCCUCAAGCCCAUUCGACUGGACCUUAGGCACUCAUGGCCUUCGAAUAUCAUUUACGUACCACGGCCGUCGUCAUGGCGCUACCUAUCUCCCCGAUGUCCCGGUAGAACAAGGUUGGACACAAGAAGAGACUUUGGUCUCGCUGAUGAGGAAAGCUGGGUGGGGUGGAAAGUCUUCGGAAUGGCAAAAGGUGAAUUUGCAAGUGACGAGGUACAAGGGGACUAAGUCGAGUGCAUCGUAUGAGGAAUACAAAGAGUUUAAGGAAUUCAUAGAAGAGCUGAGGGGGAGUGAAAAGGAAUGA